AAGGUAGAAACAAGAACUUCAUAUAAGAACGAAAUAGUCUUAAUUAAUGAACUGGAAAUAUCUCGAGGCUUGUGGAAAUUAGCAAAAAUAAAAGAAAUUAAAAGAGAAGGAAAUGAGGAUGUGCGAAAUGCCAUGAUUGAAAUGCUACAUGGAAAUUUCUCGACAGACUAA
Molecule: messenger RNA, 171 nt
Organism: Loa loa (African eye worm)
Lineage: Eukaryota; Metazoa; Nematoda; Chromadorea; Rhabditida; Onchocercidae
Exons: 1
Source: RefSeq, a predicted model, not a curated record